Messenger RNA from Aedes aegypti (yellow fever mosquito), 3910 nucleotides. RefSeq names its product secretion-regulating guanine nucleotide exchange factor. Gene Ontology annotation, molecular function: guanyl-nucleotide exchange factor activity. Lineage: Eukaryota; Metazoa; Arthropoda; Insecta; Diptera; Culicidae. The transcript has 3 exons. Gene Ontology annotation, cellular component: cytoplasm. The record is from RefSeq and is a predicted model, not a curated record. The coding region runs from base 169 to 1245 and encodes 358 amino acids.
GGUAAUUUUAUUCAAAAUAAACACUCAGUCAGAGUCAGACGAGCCAGACUAAACAUUGAAAUAUCGUGUUUAAAAUUUGAAUUUCUUAAGUUUAUUUAGGUAUAACGAUAACCAAUUAGUUAAACUUUACAUCGGGUCAAGGAACCGAAAUCAGUUAAAAUUUGCAGAAUGUAUUGUUGGGGCGCCAACAGCCACGGUCAGCUGGGACUUGGAUUCAGUUCGGAAUUGUGUGAAACGCCGCACGAGGUGGAAUCGCUUCCGUUCGAUCCGAGCCGCAUCGGAGGGAUAAGUGCCGGUGGUGGUCACACCUUGCUUACGCUUGACCAAACCGGUGAGGUUUAUUGCACUGGAUGGAACAACCGCGGCCAGCUGGGUCUCGGUCACCUGGAAGAUGUGUGCCAUUUCACACUGGUAGGUCGGUUUGGAUUUCGUUCGAUUGCUUGCGGAUGGGAUGUUUCCGGGGCAGUUUCCCAUGAAGGCGACCUCUUUUUGUGGGGUUCAAAUGUGUGGCACCAAGUGGCAGACCAAGGAGUGAAAUGCCUGACGGUUCCGACCAUGUUACAGUUGCCUAACGGAGCAAGGGCGCGAAAAGUUUGUUUCGGAUUGAAGCACACUUGUGUGCUAACGGACCAAGGAAAAUUAUUGGUGUUUGGGAAAGCCAAAUGGUUACAGCAAGAAGGGACAACGCAAUCGAGUGUGUUGCAUGGAGGCGUGCAGUUUUAUGAGCUGGGAUUCCCGGAACCCGUUGCGGAUGUUGCGAGUGGAGAAAACCAUCUGGUUAUUCUUUUGGGCCAGCAGCGAAUUGCUUGCGUGGGGGACAAUAAAUUUGGGCAGAGCCCUAAAGCUAUCAUGGAGUGCAAUCAAGAGCAACGACAAGACGUUGUAAAGCAAUUGGAAUCAGGAUGGUCCCACUCGGGAUAUCUAAUGAGCGACGGUCGGGUUUACCUGUGGGGUAGGAAUAACUACGGGCAGCUGGGCGUGGCGAAGACUGAUGACGAUCGGAUAGAGAAUGGGCCCGCAAAGGUGUUGGACGUCGAAAGCGAGGUGGUUAAAUUCUGCUUGGGAUCACAGCACGGGAUGGCCCUCACGAGAGAAGGCGUUUACACUUGGGGAUGGAACGAACAUGGAAACUGCGGAACGGGAGGCGUACAGAAUGUGUGGUCACCAACUAGAAUAGAGGGUAUGGUCAAUAUCAAAGACAUAGCUGCUGGUGCUGGGUUUUGUUGGGCACUAAAGAAACUGUGAUGAAGUUUAGACGCGAAUAGAAAUAAGUAUAUUGCGCUUUUGAAUGAUUAGGAACUAUCGGUAAAAGGGAAAGCCAUUUGGAAAAUAGUCAAAAAUUAAGGGAUUGAAUCAAUGAAGCCUAGUGACGCAGUAACUAAUGACAUUUACAAUAUUUUCACACUAUAAAUUUAACAUUUUUGGAUGACCCAAUCGCAAAAAAAAAUAAUACGCAGGGCUGGUAGCAACUAAGUAUAACAAUACUAGGAACUUUAGAUACCCCAUUCUUAUCAAGAGACUAAACAAGAACCAAGAAACCAAACGGAACCAGGAAAAAAGAGCUUUGAUAACAAUUUAUCAAAUAAUUCGAACCGAUAUUUCACUAAGUUUAUUCAUGUGAGCUCAUGUUUUUAAAUCUCUUGUUACAUUUUUUCAUAUUUUGUCCCAAGCAUUUCGUCAGAAAUUGUUUCAGAUGUUCAAAUGACUCAAGCUGUUCUUCGGAUAUUAUUCCAAAAUUUUUAUCAGGAAUUCAUUGAGAAAUUUAUGGGCUUCCAAAAAAUUUCCUUGCGAAUUUCGCUCAAGAUACCUUCAAAAAAUCAAACUUGAAUAGUUUUAAGGAUAACCCCAGAAAUUAAUCCUAAUAUUUUUCACAAAAGUUUCUUAAGGAAGUCCUCCAUGACUAGCAUCGAUUUCUCUAGGAUUUUCUCCAAGAUCUUUGUUUAGAACAUUUUAAGAAUUCAACCAGUAAUUUCUUCAGAGAUGUCUCCAGGGAUUUCUUAGAAUUUGCUUCAUAUUUUUUAAGUAAUAUUGUGCAGCGGGCCAUAUACUUUUAAUAAACUAGCAAUUUCAACAUUUCCCUGAAAUCGAACGAAAAUCAGUCACCGAAAAUAGGUUUCCUUUAGACAAAUUGAAAAUAAUUGCUGCUGAAAGUCCUGAACACGAUUCGAAGAAUAUCCUUUCCUUGGUUCUGUUGGAGUUGUGUUCAGGACUACAUCAGAACCAUGGCCAGGUUCUUUUAAAAAUCCUGUUUUUAACUCAAUUCUUUUCAAAUCUUGCCAAGGAUUAUUUGUGAAUCAUGUUUCGGAUUUUACGAAAAUGCUGCGCAGAUUUUUUUUAGAAUGUGAAUUGUUCCUGAAUUGUUGCUUAUAAUCAUGUUUUGAAGGACUUCAAUCCGCUGUUCACACAAUAAAAAGAAUUGAAUAUUGUGCUCAUAAUACUGUCAGAAAUUUACCAGGAAAUAUUUGAAAAUCCCAAAAUUAAUUCACUCGAUGUUAACGUAAUCUCUUCCUAGGUAUUUACCUUAUCUUAGAGAAAUGUUUUGAAUUCCUGUGUAACAUUGAGCUUCUGAUUCAGUAAAAUUAUAUUCGAUAAAUUUUGUCAUUGGCAACAACUUCAAGCUUAGAAGAUUUUUUUUUCCAAAAACAGGGUAAAAUAUAUGGGAGAGAAGUUUGUCUUGUUCUUGCCUAAUCCGAUAAAUUGAGUUUCAUUCUUUUGAAAUGAGUAAUUAAAGCAAAUUGCGAAAAAUCAAACUAAAAACUGUUUAAAAAUCAACAAAUUGAAAUAUGGACAUGGAGUUUAAUUUGAAUAUAAAAAUGUCAUUUUGAAGUGUUAUAAUUUAUAGAUGGUAGUGCAGCCAACGCGUCAGGUUUGAAAAGAGUCUUCAAACACUUCACGUACCGCACAAAAUGAAAUCGCGGGUCUGAUGUGGGCUGGGCAUGGGCAGUCAUGUUCUAAGGAUACCUUCAGAAGUUUUUCCGUAUUUUCGUUAUAAGAUUCCUUCAGGAAUUUUCCCAGAACUUCUUUACAAAACUCCUCAAGCAUGCAAAAUUUCUCCAGGAAUACUUUCAGGGAUGUCUCCACGACAUUUUCAAGAGAUUUUGUUUAAUUUUUAGAUGAAUACCACUUCUUAGGAUUUACAUAAGCAGUAUAGUCCGGAGUUUCUUCUUAUGUAAAUCCUAAGAACUGCUGCAAGAAUCUUUGAAAGAAUUCCUGGACUUUCGGGAAAGUCUUGGAGGAUUUUAUAAAUAAAUUUCCAUGAUAAUUAAUGAAAAGUAAAUAAUUAAACCUCUGGUUAAUAUCCUGCAGAUUUUUUGAAGGUUUUUCUUGAAAAAACAUCCUUGAAUGGAAAACUUGAGAAAAUUUAUGAGUGAUCUGAAGAAUAGCUGGGAUAAUCCCUGUAGUGUUUUUGAGCCAAUAAUGGAAGGAACUAUGGUUGAAUUCAUAUAGUAGAGAAGAGUUCUGAAAAUAAUCCAGUGAUAACCCCUGCAAAAAUCGUUUCCUGAAGCUUUUUCUCGAGGAGUCUGAGAAGAAAUUGCGGAAGAACCAGUGGAUUAAUCGCAUGAGAGUCUCUAAAGGUUUCUCUAGAGCCUCUGCAAUUGUGCACUACAAAGAAAAAGAAAUAAAAUGACUUAAGAGAUUAUUUUGGUUAAAAAAAAAAUUUAACCAUUUAUCGAAAAUAGAGACUUUGUAGAGAUUUGCAUUAAAACAGUUAUCAAGACUCUAAAAGAGAUCUGCUACCAUACCUGCCUACGAGCAACAUAUCUUAUACUGAGUAACUAGGGCAGCUUGAAUUCGAUCCCAGUUUUUACCCGUUAUCUAGAGAGUUAAACUAGGUAUAUUGUUUAUUGAAAAAAUGAAGGAUCAGUUACACACAAAGCAGACAAGCAGGUAGUUAGUUGUUUUAAUUAUG